AACGCUGACGACAGAAUGACGUGCAAUGCAAGCGCUGGCAACAUGGCGGCAUCCGUGAGACUACUGGUACGGAGAGUAAUUCGUCUCUCAAACAGGAAUAUUUCCGUGAACUCUGGGUCAGUCUCCACUCCUUCAACUCGCCUCUGGAGAAACUCGCCCCGUCGGUGUUUCAGCGAUGACAGAAAUACACAUUUCGGCUUUGAAACGGUGUCAGAGACGGAAAAGUCGAAAAGAGUAUAUCAGGUGUUUGAGAAUGUGGCCGAGAAAUACGACGUCAUGAAUGAUGCCAUGAGUCUUGGGAUUCAUCGGCUGUGGAAGGACAUGUUGCUGCGUGCCAUGCACCCUCAGCCUGGUGCACAGCUUCUGGACGUGGCAGGGGGAACAGGGGACAUUGCCUUUCGUUUCCUUGACUUCAUUCGUGUGAAGCAAGAGCAGAACAAAAGAAAGUCAUCGCGUUCCAUGCAGUCUCCGCCGUGGCAAGAAAUCUCCAACAGCUACUUCUCCGAAGACGGGGACAUGUUCCAGGAAUCCAGAGCUGUGGUGUGUGACAUUAACAAGGAGAUGCUAAAAGUGGGCAAACAGAAGGCAGACAGCAGUCGCAUCAGUGCAGGUUUGUCCUGGGUGGUUUGCGACGCCGAGGAGCUGCCCUUUGAUGACAACCAGUUUGACAUUUACACCAUCGCGUUUGGCAUCCGCAAUGUCACUCACAUUGAUCAGGCACUUCAAGAGGCUCACCGGGUCCUAGAGUUCAAAUAUAUGAUAGAAGACGCAGGUUUUAGCAGUGUGAAAUAUCACAACUGGACCGGGGGAGUCGUGGCUCUUCACUCUGGCUUCAAACUAUAACAAGUUCGGAGCAAAUGGAAUUAAAAAGACUGUCUUGAGAAAUCUUCGCUACACAAAACGUUACGACCUCAGUGACUGUUUGUAGUUUUGUGAAUACUGUAAAGAUACAAGUUAUACUGCCCGGAAAUAAAAAUAUAUGCGUCUGUAUGUGUCAAAUGAAAAUAAAAGUUGAAUAUAAUAUUAAGA
Cynoglossus semilaevis (tongue sole) is the source of this 1029-nucleotide messenger RNA. It is a transcript of the gene coq5, whose product is annotated as coenzyme Q5, methyltransferase. Gene Ontology annotation, molecular function: 2-methoxy-6-polyprenyl-1,4-benzoquinol methyltransferase activity. Gene Ontology annotation, biological process: ubiquinone biosynthetic process. The record is from RefSeq and is a predicted model, not a curated record. NCBI's taxonomy places the organism in Eukaryota, Metazoa, Chordata, Actinopteri, Pleuronectiformes, Cynoglossidae.